UCGGCAUCAAAGCAAAGUCCUCAUCUCUUCACAGUUACCAACUACUUCCAAAACAACCAAAAAGUAAAAAAGGGAGAAGAGAUGGAGAACAAUGUUGCAUUCCAGUGCCUGUGGACCUGACGGCGGCUCUGGUUUUGGCCGAGCAACACACCUCACUCUGAUGUGGGAUUACCCAGGAGCAGUUUAUCCUCGCGUCCCAAUCCCUGCAUCUCCAGCGACCAGGCUGUGAUGCCGUGUACCCAGUGGGUCUGUACGGCUGGAGAAAAAGAUGCCUCUACUUCUUUCUGCUGCUGCUCUUGGUCACCAUGAUAGUUAACCUGGCCCUCACUGUCUGGAUCAUAAAGGUCAUGAAUUUCUCAGUGGAAGGAAUGGGAAGCCUUCAGCUGAAGCAGGAUGGGAUUCGCCUGGAGGGAAUCUCUGAGUUUCUCCUGCCUCUCUACGUGAACGAGAUCCAGUCUCGAAGGGAUAGCUUGUUGGUCCUGGGAUCAGAAAAGAAUGUAACGCUGAAUGCCAGAAACGACCACGGCCAGCUGACCGGUCAGCUCACAGUGGGACCUGAGGCCGUGGAGGCCCAGUGCCAGAGGCUGCAGCUACGAAGUCAAGACGGAAGCCGACUGCUGUUCACUGCAAAUGAGGAGGAGGUCAUCAUGACAACAGAAAAGUUCACUGUCACAGGCUUGGAAGGUGCCGUGUUCGGACAUUCAGUUGAAACUCCCCUGAUCCAGGCGAAGGCUUCUGAAGACCUGAAGCUGGAGUCUCCGACAAGGACCUUAACCAUGGAGGCUCCCAGAGGGGUGGAAGUGAGUGCUGCCAAGGGGCCGCUGAAGGUCAGCAGUCGAAAGGAUCUCCAGCUGGAGUCCACGGAGGGAGAGAUACUUUUAGAUGCCCAAACCAUUCAGCUGGGUAGGCUCCCGCUUGGCGUCUACACUGAGUCGCCCAAUCAGGCCUCCCGUGAGCAGGCCGUAUACGAGGUGUGCGUCUGCCCCAGCGGCAAGAUCUACCUGGCUCCUGCAGAGACCAGCUCCACCUGCCAGGCCAUGAGCAACAUCUGCCUCUGGAGCUGACCUGGGAGCAGUGUUGUUGAUGGGGGACAUCUCUAACAUCAGCCUCUGGAGCUACAUAGUACGGAGAGUCGAGCUCACCACGGCGGAGAUGGAGCUUGAACUCUAAGCGUGCAGAUCAGCAAAGAAGUAUCCGAGUCGGCUGCCUGUGACGGUCUUUUGGAAGUCAAGACAACUGACGGGGUUUGAGGAAUGGUAGCUCUCUGAAAUCAGGAAUAUCUAAUAACAGGAACAUUUCCCACUACCUUAUUAGUCAGAGGACACGCCCUUUAUUUUUCUACGUCAUUGUAGACAUGCAGUGACUAUUUUUAAGAUUCAGAAAGAGUAGAUGAUAAAAAGUUAAACAGGUGCCUUUGGCUUUAAAGGAAAUAUUGUGACUAUUGUGUAAUAUUGAACCUGUCUGUGUAAUCAAAGAGAUAGCUUUUUUUUUAACGUUUGCUGUGAGAGACUAGUAAGCACAAUUCUGUCAUGUUUUCUUCCCAAACAAUAAUUUUUUUUUUUAAACAAGCAAUAGAUCGAUAGAUAUGAGUUUUUCCUCCUGUU
Messenger RNA from Cyclopterus lumpus (lumpfish), 1604 nucleotides. Its product is annotated as zeta-sarcoglycan-like. Gene Ontology annotation, cellular component: sarcolemma; sarcoglycan complex. The record is from RefSeq and is a predicted model, not a curated record. The transcript is spliced from 8 exons. Lineage: Eukaryota; Metazoa; Chordata; Actinopteri; Perciformes; Cyclopteridae. Gene Ontology annotation, biological process: heart contraction; cardiac muscle tissue development. The coding region runs from base 306 to 1064 and encodes 252 amino acids.